This is a messenger RNA of Ziziphus jujuba (common jujube), 1654 nucleotides long. RefSeq names its product transcription factor MYB27. Lineage: Eukaryota; Viridiplantae; Streptophyta; Magnoliopsida; Rosales; Rhamnaceae. Gene Ontology annotation, molecular function: sequence-specific DNA binding; DNA-binding transcription factor activity. The record is from RefSeq and is a predicted model, not a curated record. Gene Ontology annotation, cellular component: nucleus. Gene Ontology annotation, biological process: regulation of DNA-templated transcription. The coding region runs from base 757 to 1473 and encodes 238 amino acids. The transcript is spliced from 4 exons.
UUCUCAUUAUUUUUUAGACAAGAUUAAUAGAAUUUUGGGACAAAUCUUAGCCAGCAUGAAGGGAGAAAAAAAAUGAAGAAAUAUAUAAUUCUUACUAGAUGAAUGACGGCUACGAUGGAGAUUUAUGUGUAAAAGACCUUCAAUUACAAAUUAUCAACUCACUUUUAUAAGUAAUUGAAAGGUCUAAUGAUGUUGUACAUGACCCUAGUUAUAACCAAAGAGCACGUGAUUAGCAGCCUCCUCGAGUACUUUGUCAUCUCUAAUGAAUCGAAUUUAAAGUUCUGAGGAGAUCUAUUUGAAGAUACAAAUCUUGGGCUUGCUUUAAUAACUUCUAAAACAUUAUCCCAAUCUUCUCCCUUUUUCAGUUUAAUAUUAUAGAGGACAGAGACAAACCCUAUCUACAAACUGCAAUGUAAUCUGAAUAUUUUUUUCUUCGGCUCUAGAAGUGAAGUACAACCUUUGCAUAUGAGGCCAAAAAUGGUGAUGCAAAAAGGAAGAUAGAACUUCAUUGAUCCAUCCUUAAGAAAUAAGCAACGCAAUAUCUUCAUCGAUGACCUAAUUGGUUAGCACGAAUUUUUUGUAAGCCGAUGGUGGGGUUCCCACAAAUUAGUGUAGUCCACCUUGCUUGGUACUGUAUCAUGGAAGUGUUUCCGGUCGCUUUCUUUUUUCCAUACUCUUUUGCCACUCUUCUCCUCGUAUAAAAAGGACUUGAACUCUUUCAACAUGUUGCACCGACAAUAGCUUAGUCAACCAAACAUGCAGUUUCAAGUAGAAGAACUCAGGAGAGGGACUUGGCUUGAUGAGGAAGAUGAACGACUCACCACCUUUGUAAACCUUAUGGGGGAGCGAAGAUGGGAUGAUUUAGCAAAAGCAUCAGGUCUAAGAAGGAGUGGUAAGAGCUGUAGGUUGCGAUGGUUAAACUAUCUUCGUCCCAAUCUUAAGCAUGGAAAUAUAAGUGUUGAAGAAGAGAAUAUCAUCCAUCAGCUUCAUGAGCGUUGGGGUAACAAGUGGUCGAAGAUUGCUCGGAGAUUGCCUGGAAGAACUGAUAAUGAAAUAAAGAACUACUGGAGAAGUCAUUUAAGAAAGAAAACACAAAUUCAACAAGGUGCCGGACUACUUGAUAACACUCACAACCAGUUAGAGGAUGCCAAAGAAGAUUUAUUAUUGUUUCAAAAUGCUGAUCAUACGAGUGCUCAAAGAUCAUAUAACUAUGAGAAUUACCAUGGUUGGUCAGUUGAAGACUCAGGAGGAACCGAAUGUAAUUCCAUUGAUGCUUUUGAGUUUUCAUUGGCAAGUUCACCAUAUGCAACCAGAAUGUCAGAUUGGAUAUCUGACCUGUCAAAUGAUCAGAGCCAAAUAAACUAUCAGGAUGAGUGCAAUAGCAUAGACUCAAGUUUCUGUUUUCUGGACUGGACUCCGGAUGAUGGUCUUAUAUGGGAUUGCUCAGCUGGUUCCCUCUGGGAUAUGAAUUAAUUAAUAAAGACAUGAUUAUGAUGACAUUUUGAAAUGUAAAUGUAAAGAACCUUCUAACUGUAAAAAUGGCAUGUUUUGCACCACGAAAUGCAAAUCACUAGUUGAAACUGAAAAAAUAUGCUUGGCCAGACACUUGCUUUUAGAACAUAUUAGCCAAUUCUAGUUUCUGAUCUCUUCUUCU